UUUCGAGUCUUAUGACAAAACCAUCAUUUUUAUCUCAUAUUUCCAAUGGAGAGCAAUUGGAAAAUAGCAAUUUGCCAUUUCUUGUCCCAAACAUAGGAUUUUUCAUGUCUUUGGAUAUAGAAAGAUAUCCUAAUAUCAAAACAAAAUGUAUUAUUGCAAAUGCUGCCGAAGUAAAGCCAAUUCUUGAUAAGACUGUCAAAGUAACAAUUGCAGUGGAUCAUUUAAAUUUAGGUUAUGGGUAUGGAGAAUAUGAGGACGCAAUAAAUAUAUCAACUCUUGAGAAAUUCACCGUACUUAAAGAAGAUCUGACUUUUGAUUUUUGUUGCUAUGUUCUUCAUAAAAACUCUGUCAUCUCACCAAAGCUAGAUGAUUUUCUUGUAAAGGUGCGAGAAUCCGGCUUGGAAUAUUAUUAUCUUGCAGAAUCUUUCAGGGAUUUAGAUUAUAAAGAACAAGUGUACCUGCGUACUAUUCAACAACUGCAAGGACAAGCAACUUACUACUUUAACAUUAACACUUUAUCGGGUGCAUUUCUUAUGUUAUUUUGUGGAUUAUUGCUUGCCACAGUAAUAUUUUUCUGUGAAUUAAGUAAUUCGUCUAUUCCGUGGCUCUAAACCUGAAUUGUAUGAAAAAUAGCAUUUACGUAUUACGUGCAUUGUCAACAUUGAACUAAUCAACCACUACGAUAACAAAUUUUAAUUAAUUUCGUAAAUGGUUAGAUGGAACUUA
Dalotia coriaria is the source of this 726-nucleotide messenger RNA. RefSeq names its product Ionotropic receptor 47a (gene Ir47a). The coding region runs from base 12 to 611 and encodes 199 amino acids. The record is from RefSeq and is a predicted model, not a curated record. Lineage: Eukaryota; Metazoa; Arthropoda; Insecta; Coleoptera; Staphylinidae. The transcript has 5 exons.